This is a messenger RNA of Python bivittatus (Burmese python), 3404 nucleotides long. RefSeq names its product zinc finger protein with KRAB and SCAN domains 5-like. Gene Ontology annotation, biological process: regulation of DNA-templated transcription. The record is from RefSeq and is a predicted model, not a curated record. Lineage: Eukaryota; Metazoa; Chordata; Lepidosauria; Squamata; Pythonidae.
CCCUUUUGCAGGAGGAAAAAGAACCUCUGCUUUUGGCACGUGCUGCAGUGGCGCGCGCGCCUCCCGGGCGGCUUCUGCGUCUUUGGGGCUCCUCGCCAGGCGAGAGAGAUUAACAUCAUUCGUGGCUGCCUGGUAAUUUAACGUUUGGCUUCGUGAGUGGUGCCACCCCACACCCCCAAAAGUCUUGGCAUCUUUUCUGACCUGCUCUCAGUUCAAUUUUGGCCAUUCAGACCUUGUCGGAAGAAAGUGACCACAACAGGAGAUGCUUCGAAUCCUUUUGGAGACAGUGCUGACGCACGGAUCGAAGGAGGAAGCCGUGGAUUCAGUGGGGGGCCUUGAGGCUGUUGAGGCUGGCAGCCCUGGUGAAUACUGGGAAAAAAUUGUAAAAAGGAUCCUGGGUGAAGAGAAAGGCAGCUCCAGCAUCCAUCGCCAACGCUUUAGGCAGUUCCGCUACCGGAAGGCGGUUGGGCCCCGAGAAGUUUGCAGCCGACUUCAUGAUCUUUGUUGCCAGUGGCUGAAACCAGGACAGCAUACGAAAGCUGAGAUGCUGGACCUGGUGAUCCUGGAGCAGUUCUUGACUAUCCUCCCUCCAGAGAUGAAGAACUGGGUCAGAGAAUGUGGAGCGGAGACCUGUUCCCAGGCGGUGGCCCUGGCCGAGGGCUUCCUCUUGAGCCAAGCAGAGGACAAGAAGCAGAAAGUCCAGGGUCUGUUUGUGGAUGCUUCUAACGAUUUCCCCAAAGUUGAGGAGGAGGAGGCUCCAUCCGAUGUCAGACGGAGACCAUUCUUCAGGCAGAUCUUGGAGGGUGAAGAUGCUGUCUUGCAGGGCAAUGGGAAGUCCCUGGUGAUGCCUCCAAAUUCAUCUGCUCUUGUCGCUAAAGAGGCAUCUGCUUCAGCCCAGCCAGCUCUGGGUCCGCUGUCUUUUGAGGAAGUGGCUGUAUAUUUCACAGAGGAAGAAUGGGCUUUAUUGGACGCAAGCCAGAGAGCCUUGCAGUGGGAGGUCAUGGUGGAGAACUACAGAAAUCUGAUCUCUUUAGGGGGGGAUGCAUGGCAGAAUGAGGAUGAAUCACCCAGAAUGUCCUUAAAAAGAGGCAGAUGUACUCAGGAGGGGCUGCAGAGCGGAAGAAUGGAAGAUCGAGCAAAGCACAGGAGAUGGGAUGAAUCCUCUCUUUCUGAAAGUCAUCGUUUCCGGAAAGUAACAGACCCUCCCCAGAUAUGUACUGUGAAUACAUCUUUUGCUUCUGCAAGCGGGGACUUUUGUAAAACAACAAUCCAGGAAAAAAUAAGCACAAGAAAUGCAUCCUUUGUUUCUGAAAGUGUGGAUUCUCCUGAAAUACUCACCCGUGGGAAACUAGGUCAUGAACCGAAAAGGAAUACGUGUCGCAUCUGUGGGAAAAGCUUCACUUAUAAAUCUCUACUGAAUGAACAUGAAACAAUUCACACCAGAGAGAAACCCUUCAAAUGCUCUGAAUGUGGCAUAAGCUUCAGUCAGAUGGCAACCCUGACCUCUCACAAACGAAUCCACACGGGGGAGAAACCCUAUCAAUGCUCCAUGUGUGGAAAGAGUUUUAGCCACAGCAUAACUCUCCAUUCUCAUCGAAGGAGCCACAGAAUUUAAAUGCACAGAACUGGAAAGAGCCUCAGUCAAAAUGCAAAUCUUCCCAGGCAGCAAAGAUUCAUGCAGGGGAAAACUGUAUGGAUCUGUACUGUGGAUGGUGUCCGCCUAAGCGCUUAGGUACAAACUUUUAUAAAUCUCUGUCAGCCUUUUUAGCAGCUGCCUAAAACCAAAAGUUAUUCUUUUCCCAACAUGAGUUUCCCAGAGUUCUCUUUAGCUAGUUUGAUUGAGUUGAGAGGGAUUGGUUUACUAGAAUUCCAGCAAGUGAAUUACUUUCAAUUUAGAACUACAUAUAUGUUAAGGUGAGAACCAGCUUGGUGUAAUAGUCAAGGUUCCAAGCUAGAAACUGGGAGACCCUGGUUAGUAUUUGGAAGGGAAAGCCCAGGUGAAAAGCUAAAUGGGGAAUGGAAAGAAAAACAGCUGGGAAGAAAGGAAUGGCAAGCUGCUUCUUUGUGGUUGCCAAGAAAGCUGCACCCACGAAGUCUUUAGUGGUUGAGCUUGAAUCAAAGGGGACUUUACUUUUUAAUGGAUUCAAUGUAUGCACAUCUAAGGUCUCCACUUGUUUUUGUCUCCUGGGGCCUGAGUUGGCUUGUGAUGAUGGAUUAAGAAAGGGAGUUUUAAAUGAUUUAGCACGGGGUCACCUUGAAAAAUAAGACUUUAAUUCAAUGGAUCAUUAAGGAAAGGUUUAAAAUAGAAAUGCCAGCAUGAUAGUCCUUUUUAAAUCAAUCCAGGUGCAGCCACACUUGAAAUAAUUGUGACUGAUUCAAACUUCCACAUCUCCAGAUGUUCUUUAUAAAGUUGGAAAAGGUGCCAGAAAGGCUUACUGGAACCAUUGGAGGAUUGUUGAAUGCUUGUAAUGAAAGGUAGAUAGACAGACACAUAUAUAGUCCAUCAUUUUAGUUUAAAAUUCUAGAGAUUUAUACAGUUAUGCUCCUUCCUCAUUUGUCAAACCAGAUUUAUGGGUCAUUUAAUAAAUCUUCACACAAGAAAUGGUUCCAUCUUUUGCACAUUUAGUAUCAUUUGGAUAUGAAAACGUGUCAACACCCCUCAUGCCAGCAUAUUGCUUCAUGAGCACAAUUCACAGUCCUGAUUUGGACUUCUCAUAUACAGUAGCUGUAAAAACAGCUUUUUUGACCAUACCCUGUGGAUACCCCUGAUCUCUGGGUAAAAGGAUCUGGCAACAAGUGUGAUGGAAAGCUUUUCUCUUCCUGAGACCCUGAAGAGUUGCUGUCGGUCACUGACUGUUGAUGGGGCUUGAAGGACAGAUAAUCUGAGCAAUUACAGUACUAUCUUGCCUUUCUUCAAAGGAAUGGUUGGAUCCCAACAAGACAGAUUGGAAUUGGGGGUUGUCUUGUUUUAAAUGGGGUUGUACUCCCUCAGAAGUAAUAGGUAUAAUUUGGGGGAGGCACUCCUAGAGUCAUCCUUGUCCCCAGAGGAACCUCUAUGACUAAGAGUGUCUGUAGCAGCUUUGGUGGGUAUAUGCCACUUCUACCUGCUCCCAAAAGGGACAGCUAGCUACAGACCUUUGUGUGCUGGUCACCCCACAUUUGCAUUAUGUGGGGAUCCCAGGUCUUCCAUUGGCUCCAGAAGCUAUAGCUGGUGCAGGAGGUUGGGGCACCUGGGUGUGCAUAUGAGGCCCCUUUGGAAAAACAAUUGCCCUGGCUGCCAGCUAGUCUGGGGCCUUACAAGGUACCAGACUAGGAAACCGGGGCAUAUACAGUGCAUUCGGAAAGUAUUCACUUUUUUUCAAUUUUGUUAUGUUGCAACCUGAUACUACAAUCGUUCAAAUUUG